This is a messenger RNA of Bursaphelenchus okinawaensis, 3659 nucleotides long. The record is from the annotation of a GenBank genome assembly. NCBI's taxonomy places the organism in Eukaryota, Metazoa, Nematoda, Chromadorea, Rhabditida, Aphelenchoididae.
AUGAGUCGAAGUGCUCUUGUAGCAGACGAUCGAGAAACUUUUAUUAAAUCACAGGUAAGGAAUUAAAUAUUAAAUUAUCAAUUUAAUAUAGUUUAAUUGAAGUUUUUUAAAAUUGACACAAGAUAGGUCUUGAAUUUUAGAUAAUAGCUGUUCAAAAAGUUCUGAACAAAGCAGAAGCUCCAUUGAAACAGAAGCAUGUACGAUCUCUGAUUGUUGGCACUCACAAAGAACGGUCGGCUUCUCUCUUCUGGAGCACUGUUUCUCGGAUUCCAUUGGAGAAAAGUCCGGUAAUAACAUGGAAGUUCUGCAAUCUUUUACACAAACUGAUCCGAGAUGGCCACAGGAAGGUGGUGGACGAUUGUGCUAGACAUAUUAGUCGUCUGGUUCAGUUGGGGAACUUCUGGCAACAUUUACGGGCAAGUGGCUACGGGAAUGCAGAUGCUGUUUAUUGUAGACUCUUGACAAAGCGACUUCAGUUUCAUCAGAAAGUAAGUGAAUUUUUACUUUAUUAUUGGUGUUUAGUAUCCUCAAAUACCGGGAAGUCUACAACUGACUGAGCAACAGAUAAACACUAUCAGUGGAGACAUGAACAUGAGCUUUGAACUUGGGAUUGAUUUGCUUGAUCAGAUAGAUGAGCUGCUUGCUUUUAGAUCGGCUGGUAAGUUGAUUAAUAAUUUGAUGUUAUGGUUUACUAUUAUUCUUGAGUUUAUUAUAUUGUUCGAAGCUUUAUGUUUUAAUUUUAGGUAACAUUUUUAAAAUUUAUUAGAUACGAUAAACACUGUUUUUCAGUUACGACACUGGUCGAUGGCUACAGAUGGACGUCCAUGGUACCACAAUGUCAGUGUCUUUUAGCACCGUUGAUAUUGGUAGUACUGGACAGUUCUUUAUUUUACGAUUUGCUUGUUAAAAUAAUCUUCAAGUUGCACAGUGAAUUGCCCGAAGAUGUUCUUACUGGCCAUAGACAAAGGUUUAUGACAACUUUUAAAAAGUUGAAAGAAUUCUACGAAGGAGCUUCGAAUCUACAGUAUUUUAGGUAUUUGGUGUCUGUGCCUAGCUUGCCACCGGUGAGUUGUUUUUAUAAUUUUUAUUAGUGUUUUUGUAACAUAUCUAAAUGCAGUGGGGACAAAUUAUUUUACAUUGGAGUUUUAAUUUCAGAAUCCUCCAAACUUUUUGCAAUCAUCAGACUUGGACACUUACCGUACUCCUCAUGCUUACUUACGAGAUGAAAAUGGCUCUGAUGGUACUGAAACACCUCCAGAUGCACAGUCAGUACAAGAUGAUACCAAUAUGAUUAUUGAUUUGGACUUGCCUGAAACUUCAUCUAGUGUUCAGAGCACUUUCGGCGUUAGUCCAACUAGAGAACUGGAACAGUAAGUGUUUUUUAGAAGCUAAUGUUUAGUUAUAACUUUUAUUUUUAUCCCAUUUAAAACAACAUUUUUUUAAAUCCUGGUGUUUUAUAUUUGAUAUAGUGUAAUAUUGGGUGUUCAUGAUCUCAAUUUUUAGACAACAAAUGAUGGAGAAGAUGGCCGAACUUCGAAGAGCUUUGGAAAGUGAGAUGAAAGCAAAAGAUGACAUUGUAAUGGAAGCCAGAAGUCGUAUAGAGCAGUACGAAGCUAGGUUGGUGGAAAUGAAGGAGGAAAGUGACAUGUACAAAGAUCAAUCAGAACAACUUAACAUGCAACUACAACAACUCAAGGACACGGCGAAUGCUACAGAACAACAGGCCGAGAUUCAACGACAAUCCGAAGAGAAGGCUACUGAAUUCGAGAAGAAGUACACGAAACUGAAGUCAGCGUACGAAACCUUCAGAGGAGAACACAUUACAGCAUUGACAGAGUUGAGGGACCUUCGCAAGUUCAAGACCGAGACUUCGACUGAGAUUGCCGAACUGAAAGCAGAGUUGGAGAAUGAGAGGAGAAAGACGGAGGAAGGGGUUCAGAAGAGUUCAGACACCGUGAGCGAACUGAACUCAAGUUUGGAUAAACUGAAGUUGGACAUUGAGAAUGAGAAGAAGGCUUCGGUUAACUCUCAGCUACGUAAGUGAUCUUGUAAUCGUUUUGUUUCACAAGAAUGUUUAAGUGUUCUUUUAAUCUGUUUUUUAUUUUAGAUUCAUUAGCCGAAUCUGCAAGAGGAAUGUUGUCGCAUUGCAAGGAGGAACUUCAGAAUUCUUCCACCAUAUCUUAUCCCCCUCACUUGGCCGAAUCAGAGCUGAAGGUUGCCCAGAACAGCCUUCAAGAGUUGUUUGACAGUGCAAAGGGAGGAGAAUGUGAUGAAAGAUUCAGAAGAGAAGCCAUCUCUUUCCUACAUUAUGUUUGUAAUGCUAUGGUUCCGUGUGCAGCAGCUGCUUACACCUCAAGUAUUGAGCAUUACGAACGUAAGUUUUUACUUUUUAAGGUUGUCAGUUUAGAAUUAUUGUGUUAUUAUAGGUUCAAAGUAGAUUUUUUGGUGCACUUGCGGUUAUAAUUUUAAUAAUUUUUUGUUUCAGCGGUUCUCAACGCCUGCAAAGAAGUAAUCCAAGAAGUUUCCAAUGUAUAUAUCGGCUUGAAUGGCAGUAAAGUACCACAACUAGCCACCUCUCAACUUCCUAAAGUCAUCGACCUUCUGAAUAGUCUCCAAGACCAAGUAACAGCUCUCCCGACCUCCAAUGGUGACAUUGAUCUGGAAGUGGUUGAAUCUCAACUUCAAGAAGAGAUGGAGAGAAUGAACAAUGCCAUCAAACAAGCUGCUGAACGAAUGAAAGAGCUACAACAACAAUCCAAAACAAAGAAUAGUGGCAUCAGACUUGCCGUGAACGACAAGAUUCUCGAUCACUGUAACCAGUUAAUGGCAGCCGUCUACGAAUUGGUCGAAAAGUCUAGGGAUUUGCAACAAGAAAUUGUAGAUGCGGGCAGGGGAACAGCAUCCCCCAACGAGUUCUACAAGAGGAAUCAUCAAUGGACUAAAGGAUUACUGUCAGCUGCACAAGGUGUUGGGGUGUCUGCUUUGGAAUUAAUGUAAGUUUUUAAUGUGAAAGGUUCAGGUUUUAGGUUUUUGCUGGUAAAACGAGAUUGGUAUUGUUUAGUAAAUUUAAAAUACUGUGAAAAUAUAAGUCUCUUUUUCAGGAACUCGGCUGACAAAGUAGUACUAAAUGAAGGUAAACUGCAGUACCUUAUUGUAGCCGCUCAGGAAAUCUCAGCCAGCGUUGCUCAGCUUUUCGUUUCAUCGAGAGUAAAAGCAGACCGAGAGUCAGGGAAAUUGGCCAAGCUGGGAAAGGCCUCAAAACAUGUCAACGAAUGCACGGGAGCAGUCUUGGCCGCGGUGAAAGACGGAAAACAAACAUUGGAGGAAGAACGUGAGUACAAUAACAUUUUCUAGUUUAACUUACACUGUUAUUGUCAAGACAAAAAAAUUACAAAACGCAUUAGAGUUCGCUUUAGUAUUUUAUAAUUUUAAAGUUUCGACAAAAUCUUAAAAUUUCAAAAAAUUUUAAAAAUUUAAUUUCAGAACUGUUCGACUUCUCGAACUAUUCUCUCCACGAAGCCAAAAAGGCCGAGAUGGAGUGUCAAGUUCGUGCUCUGGAGCUGGAAAGCCUCCUGAGCAAGGAACGUACCAAACUGGCCAGCCUUCGGAAGCAACAUUACCACAUGGCCUCGCUGGUGGAUAAUGAAAACAACGCUUAA